Messenger RNA from Phyllotreta striolata, 2477 nucleotides. Lineage: Eukaryota; Metazoa; Arthropoda; Insecta; Coleoptera; Chrysomelidae. The record is from the annotation of a GenBank genome assembly.
UUCCUGGUUCAAUCGCGCGAAGGACACACUCGAGGAUGCGCAUUACGGAGGAUAAAAUCAUUUUAUGAAUGGACGAAAUGCAUCGUUAUUGAGGUUUUCGUUCAUUUUGUCACGUUACAGACGUGUCACGAAAGGAAUAAAAACAAUGGCAACCAUCAAAGACUUCAGAAUACGGAAAGUCCUUGUAUAUCGACUUGCACGACAGCCACCAACCUAUCGUCCCUUGGGGACUUUCAGUCAAACGCCACCCUAAACCGAGCCGAAAUGAAUAAGGACAACAAUUUGAGAAUGGUGGUCCAAGAGAUCGAACCCCUGCAGAAGAAGGACCUCGAGGAGGCGCCCGAGCACGAGGUCAAGCCGUCCGGGUUCCCUCGGCUAAAGUUUCUCAAGAGGCAGUUAUUCGCUGCGAUCGCUGUGUCAUGGGUGUCCCUAAUAAUCGGCUAUUCAUCGGCUUUCUCAGCCCCAGCCGAGCACUCCAUAAAGAGGGACUUCAACUUACAAGGCGAUUCUGAGAUCUCGUGGAUGUCGAGCUUCAUGCCUCUUGGAGCCCUAAUCGGAGGCCUGGGCGGCGGGUCGCUAAUAGAGUACAUCGGCAGGAAAUGGACGAUCCUGCUGACAAACAUCCUGUUUUUCGUGGCUUGGUUCGUCUGCUACUUCGCUCAAAAUUACAUCUACCUCUACAUAGGAAGGAUCCUGUCCGGCGUCAGCGUGGGCAUAGCCUCGCUGACUCUCCCAGUGUACACCGCGGAGACGCUCCAGCCGGAAGUGCGCGGGUCCCUGGGGCUCCUCUCGACCGUGCUGGGCAACAUCGGCAUACUGAUAUGCUUCUCGUUCGGGAUAUACUACGAAUGGAAGGGCCUGAGCAUGAUAGGCGUGCUGCUGUGCGUGCCGUUCAUGGUGAUGAUCUGGUUCAUACCGGAGACGCCGAAGUUCCUCCUGGCUCAGAACGACGAGGCGAAGGCCAGGAAGGCGCUGCAGUGGCUGCGAGGGGCGAAGACCGACGUCGAGAAGGAGUUCGUCGACAUGCAGAAAUUCCAAAAGGAAACCGCCAACGACAGCGAGAACUUGCUGGUGUUGUUCAAGAAGAAGAACAUGAAACUGCUCGGCAUCGAGUUGGGUUUGAUGUUCUUCCAACAAUUCAGCGGCAUAAACGGUAUUAUUUUUUACAUAACGGGUCUGUUCGAUAAGUCCGGUUCGAAUAUAAACGCGGACGUUUGUACAACCAUAGUGGGUGUCGUAAAUUUCGCUGCGACUUUCGUAGCUUCGAUGCUAAUAGACAGGCUGGGCAGGAAGGUUCUCCUGUACAUUUCCAGUGUUUCAAUGGCCAUAUCGCUCGCAGUAUUAGGUUUGUUCUUCUACUUGAAAGACGUCGUCCUCAUGGAUUUGCAUUCCGUCGAUUGGUUGCCUUUGGUGUGCUUCAUGACGUACGUUUUGGGAUUCUCUCUGGGUUUCGGUCCUAUUCCUUGGCUGAUGCUGGGCGAGAUCCUGCCGGCGAAGAUCCGCGGUCCCGCCGCUUCCAUUUCCACCGCGUUCAGCUGGACCUGCACCUUCGUGGUGACGAAAACGAGUUUGUACUUCAUCGAUACCAUCGGUGCUCACUAUACCUUCUGGAUGUACGGGUUCAUCGUUUGCUGUUCUCUCCUGUUUUCGAUAUUUAUCGUCCCCGAAACGAAGGGCUUCACUUUGGCGGACAUCGAGAGGAAACUCACCGGCGUUAAAGUUAGGAGAAUAAGCUCGCUGGCUAAUAUUAAACCCACGCCGAGUUUCAUCGGGUAAAUUACCCUGUUUAUUUUCGAUUCGGAUUUGUUGCGAAGCGGGCCGAUGUGAUUUAUUAACGGCGUGUUCCUGGAUUGAGUUUCCGGUACAACUGACAACCUAAUAUUACUAGAGUUAGGUCAUUGGAAUUUUAUAAAUGUUUAGCUAAUGCAAAUUGUCUGUUGGGUUUUAUUAAAAAAAAGAUAAGUUUUGAAUAUUGUACGAUAUACCCGUUGUUAUCUGUCAAUUUUUUUUGUAAUUAGGCAAUGAUGUUACGUCAGAUGCGUAUCAAUAAAAUGUUUAUAAUUUUCUUACAAUUAGUAAUUAGAUAUAAUUAGUGGAUAUUCGUUAUACGCCAGCAUGAUUAAAGAUUUUAGAGUUGUUGUAAAUAAAAUAUAAAUUGUUUUUAGCGCGUCCAACAAUUGUUAAGUAAUUAUUGCUUAAGAAUAUAGAAAUAGGCCGUUAUAUUUCCUAUACAGAAGCAUUCCUGAAUAAUAGGGUUUUUGUUUAUUACAUAUUUUAGCUUGGGGAACUCAAUUUUUUGGUAAAACCGCUGGAAAAAAAAGGAAAAUGUUCAGCUCUUUUUUAUAUAAACUCAUUAUUUAUUUACAGGGGUUAACAGGUUUACUCUAAACAUCAUUCAUGUAUAUACUAGACAAUUUGAACUUAUUUAUUUUAUAACGGAUAUUUUUAUAUGUAUUGAAUAAAAAUAUUUUCUUAAA